AUUGCUGCGCGUGCGCACUUGGCCAGCGCGGCUACACUUGGGGAAGCUAGAGGCUGAAGAAAAUAAAGAGAAAGAUGAAGCAAGUAUUUACCAUCUCAGAGAAAAUUGUUGCAGGCAACCUUGUACAAUACAAUUGGCAGAAAACACUCGGGAAUUAUAUAGCCAUCACUGGGUCUGACCAUAUGGUGAAAAUCUUUGAUCGACAUGGACAUAAAAGAAAUGAAAUUAACUUGCCAGGAGUUUGUGUUUCUAUGGACUGGGAUAAAGACGGAGAUGCCUUGGCUGUGAUUUCUGAUAAAUCAAAUGCCAUUUACUUAUGGGAUGCAAACACACACAAAACUACACAGUUGGACAGUGGAAUGAGCCUCUGGCUAACGUCUCCCCAGGCAGCAAUGUUGGCAGCUUCUGCUCUUAUUCAACAAGCAACAACAGUGAAGAAGAAGGAUAUUCGUAAGUUCCUGGAUGGCAUCUACGUGAGCGAAAAGACCACUGUUGUUCCACAGUUUAACGAUUAA
Rhincodon typus (whale shark) is the source of this 515-nucleotide messenger RNA. Its product is annotated as WD repeat-containing protein 19-like. Gene Ontology annotation, biological process: intraciliary retrograde transport; cilium assembly; translation. The transcript has 6 exons. Gene Ontology annotation, cellular component: intraciliary transport particle A; cilium; ribosome. Lineage: Eukaryota; Metazoa; Chordata; Chondrichthyes; Orectolobiformes; Rhincodontidae. The record is from RefSeq and is a predicted model, not a curated record. Gene Ontology annotation, molecular function: rRNA binding; structural constituent of ribosome. Bases 75 to 515 code for a protein of 146 amino acids.